AUGCUAGAGCUGUCAGGAUACAUUAACAAAUUUCCACCUGAGGCGUUCAACAGCUCAUCUCCAAUACAUAUAGCUCCAAUUCUCUCUUCUCGCUUGGAACGCGACUAUCCACUUCCUUUAACAACUUCUAGUGGGGAAGCUAAUGUCAAUGAUGAUGUGGUACAACAGUUAUGUCCUAAUUGCAAACACCAAUCUGUAGAUCUUGCAACCAUUUUGGCGGAAGGUGAGUUCAAAAUUUCAAGAUGAUC
Molecule: messenger RNA, 248 nt
Organism: Strongylus vulgaris
Lineage: Eukaryota; Metazoa; Nematoda; Chromadorea; Rhabditida; Strongylidae
Source: the annotation of a GenBank genome assembly